Effrenium voratum is the source of this 2331-nucleotide messenger RNA. The record is from the annotation of a GenBank genome assembly. NCBI's taxonomy places the organism in Eukaryota, Dinophyceae, Suessiales, Symbiodiniaceae.
AUGUCAGUUGUAAAGGUAGAAGAAGAGACGUCGCCAUGGCAAGUGACGAUGACGGUGCUUCUGCUCAUCCUUUUUCCGCAAGCAGUUGCCAUCGCUUUGUUCUCAAGCAUGGGCUUGGCCGUGGAGGUUGCCGCGCUUGCAGCGAAAGACGACAUGGAUAUGGCCGGCAACGGCAUGGCGGCGUUAUUCGCCAUGCUGCUGGCAUUUGCCUUCGUGAUUGAUGUCACCAAGAGAAAUGUUGUUGUGCAAGUCAUUGUGGGUUUCCUUGGGGCCUCUUCGUGCCUUGCAGCGGCGUCUUUGAAGAGCAUCAGCUACCCGUGGCUCAGUGGCCUUGUUUGCUUCUGCCUGGCUAUCAUCAUGGUUGCGUGGCUACGCUCCCACUUUUUCAAAGCCGACGAGGUGAAGGGGCAAAUCUUCUUCCAAGCCAUGGCCAUGGGCUUCUUCCUGGCCGCGCUGGCGCUGGUUGCGGCCUGGACGACCUGGCAGUCCGUGGACGAAAAGUUUUGGGGCAGCGCCACCAAGGACUGGCUAGCGGCCCAGAACUCGGCCCUGUACGCGUCUCUCAACGUGACUUACACCCAGUGUGUGGCCGCCAGCAAAAGCAACAGCACCGAUUAUGCGGCAGUGUCAUCCGCCUGCCAGACGGCGGAAACCGUUUGGUUUUUGCAGUGGUCUGGCCCUUGCGCCUUGGGGAUUUGCAAUGUAAUUGUGGCUGGCUUCGGCACGGUCUUCGCACAGGCUGCAGACACUCUGGGAGAUGAUUCUGGAACAGACGCGCAGGGCUUGAAGAAAGUGCUCAAGACCUCUUUCGCGAUGAUUGUUUUCAUGCUCGGGGUGAUGUACAGCGCGCAAUACGUGUCCGGUGCAAACGUGACCGUGAGCUCGGGCCUGCUGGCGUUGGCUGCAGCGUCAGCAGCCGCGAUCUUCGGCUUUCUGUUGCUGGAGGUGGGUCCUCAGCGCCUCCAUCUAGCCUCGCAGUCAGAUCCUUUGGCAGCACUCCUCAUCGGCGUGCUGAAGUCUGACUGGGUGAAAGCGGUAUCAGUCGCCAGUUUGAAUGUCUUCAUUCCGGUGAUGGCUCUGCUGGACAUGCUGCGCGAGAGGGUGCGCAGGUGCGCCAAACAUCCACCAGCCUCCGGGCAAAGAUAUACCACCGAAGGCCAACGUGUGGCCGAGAUGAUGGGCUCCUGGGAUUGGUGCUCCAUCUUCUUCAAGGUGAACCGCAUCGGGCAGCUGGGGGCAGCCAUGCUCCUUGGCAUGAAGCUCACCUACGUCUUCUUCUCCUGGCUGAAUGAGACCCUGGCAGCGGCAGGCCUUGCGUAUGCUGUGUUGUGCUUGAUGAUCUUGGCAGUGGGUUUGGGCAUGUUCCUCUGCCCCAUCGUCCCGGGCUCCGCCGUCUACAUCUUCGCCGGGGUGGUGCUGGGCGCCCAGAGCCAGGCCUCCUCGGGCCCUGGCUUCGAGCUGGGGGUGGCGAGCGCGGUGGUGGUGAGCUCCGUGGCCAAGAUAGUUGCCUGCUUAUUGCAGUAUUCCAUGGGCUUUGCCAUGGGCAAGAGUGUGAAGGUGCAGCAGUUUGUUGGGGUGGACAAGGUAGCCAUCAGGGCAAUGGAAAAGAUCUUGAAGCAGAAUGGGAUAAAGAUUGACAAGGCCGCCAUUCUGGUCGCUGGGCCUGACUGGCCAACUAGCGUUCUUUGCGGCAUACUGCGUUUGAGGAUCCCUUCAAUGCUGCUUGGGACACUGCCAGUGAUUCUUGUCAGCAUUGGGCCUCAAGUCCUGGUUGGGGCACUGCUGACAUAUCAAGCCGGCUCCUCCGGGAUAAUGAGCAUGAUCUCCAGCUCUGUGACAUUGUUUGCAGCUGUGGUGCAAGCAGUGGCGAUGCUUUUCUUCACAUAUCGAAUCAUGCGAGUGGUCGAUGAGUGCGGGGAGGAGCUCAAGGAGUGGAGGCCCGAGCAUGCUGCGGUUGCCGCCCUGACGGAGAAGGAGAAGGCCUUCGUAGAUGCCCUGCACGAGGCUUCGGAUUGGCGCCAGCUGAAAAUGUUCAAGAAAAUGCUGGUCACGGUGUCCUCCCUCAGCAUCAUGUUGGCCAGCUUCAUUUUGAUGGCCGACUACUCAGUGGCAGCGGCAGACAAGUUCGCGCUCAGAAGCUUUGCCAUAACCAAUAGCAUCGGCGCCAGCUUUGAGGAAAACGGCUUGGAGGGAGAUGCGCUGAACAUUGUGAUGUCCCCAGUCGGCUGGAUGGCGUUGGGACUCAUUCUUUUCGGCACCCUGCUUGAUGUGCUUGUGAACAAGUUGCUUGCCUGUGAUGGGCGCAAAUUGCUCAUGCGAGAGACGGAGUAA